Messenger RNA from Heterobasidion irregulare TC 32-1, 795 nucleotides. Its product is annotated as lipid-translocating exporter. The annotation marks the transcript as partial. The record is from RefSeq and is a predicted model, not a curated record. NCBI's taxonomy places the organism in Eukaryota, Fungi, Basidiomycota, Agaricomycetes, Russulales, Bondarzewiaceae. Gene Ontology annotation, cellular component: fungal-type vacuole; plasma membrane. The transcript is spliced from 9 exons.
UCCCCCUACGGUUAUGUGCCUACAGAGUGGAUCACCCUCAUGUUUUUCGGGCUUUUUGCUGUCUCGACAUUGACACAUUUCUUCCAAGCAUUCUAUUACAGAGUCUGGUGGUUGCUGCCAACGGCCUUUUUAGCAGGCGUACUAGAAUGUGCAGGAUGGGCCGCACGAUUCUGGUCAAGCCAGAAACCGGCGCUACUCAAACCUUAUAUCAUUCAGACGACGGCUACCAUCAUAGGGCCAACGCCUCUGCUUGCGACAAACUUCAUCAUCCUCGAAAAACUCAUCCAUCUACUCGGCCCUCAGUAUAGCCGACUGCCACCGAAACUCUAUGGCUACAUUUUCCUGUCUUGCGAUCUUGUAGCUCUUACUGUUCAGGCUUACGGCGGAACCGUCGCGUCGAAGGCCGUCUCUGAUCACAAAGAUCCGGAAACGGGCGGGCAUAUCAUGCUCGGCGGCAUCAUCUUCCAGAUGAUUGCCAUCAUUGUAUAUGUGAUCUUGGCCACCGAGUUUUUUUUCCGUCUCGUGAAGAAUAGACCACUGAAGAAAGACUAUACCGAAGUGGGCGCCAACAGAAAAGUUGAAAUACCGAUGCCCUUGAAAUCUAUGAUUGGCGGUUUGGUGUUCAUGACGACUUGUAUCUUUAUUCGGUCUAUCUACCGCACCGUGGAACUCAUCGACGGAUUUACGGGAAAGAUCAUCGAGACCCAGAUCCUUUUCAAUCUCUUUGAUGGGGCAAUGAUUGUGCUCGCUAUCUAUGCGCUAAACUACUUCCACCCAGGGAGACUCCUAGCACAG